GUUCAGCUCACCCCUGAGCAGAGUCGACGGAGCUCAGUGGCCAGCAUUUCUGGGUGGAUGGCGCCUGAAGUGGUGACAGGUCAACCAUGUGGCCCCAAAGUGGACAUAUGGUCUCUUGGAAUCGUGGGCAUCGAAAUGGCAGAAGGAGAAGUUCCUUACUGGAAUGAAACUCCUGUUUCGCCUCAACUCCUGAUAGCCAUACGAGGGACACCAAAGCUGCGGCAGCCCAACCGAUUCUCGUCUUCCCUGCGUAACUUCCUGAGGCACUGCCUGCGGACAGACGCGGCACGGCGCUGGUCUGCCAAGGAGCUCCUGCAGCAUCCAUUUGUAACAUCAGCCAAGCCAGCGUCCACCCUGGUACCACUCAUCAACUCAGUGAAGAAGGAGAAGAAGAAGAAGACAAGAAUCUAACAGUCAAGAUAUUUUUGCCAUAACCAAGUUAGAGUAGGAUUGUAGAGUAGGACUCUAGAGUAGGAUUAUUGAGUUGUUUUGUAGUAUAGGUUUAUAGAGUAGGAUUGGAAUUAAAUAAAGUUUCUGAAGCAUCAA
Molecule: messenger RNA, 546 nt
Organism: Vidua macroura (Pin-tailed whydah)
Lineage: Eukaryota; Metazoa; Chordata; Aves; Passeriformes; Viduidae
Product: serine/threonine-protein kinase PAK 3-like
Exons: 3
Coding region: 58-411 (117 amino acids)
Biological process (GO): regulation of MAPK cascade; protein phosphorylation; intracellular signal transduction
Cellular component (GO): cytoplasm
Molecular function (GO): ATP binding; protein serine/threonine kinase activity
Source: RefSeq, a predicted model, not a curated record